AUGACUUCAAAUUGGAUUCUUAAACAAUUGGAAGUUAAGAAUGCAUUCUUGCAUGGUGAUCUUAAAGAACAAGUUUAUAUGGAACAGCCGUUAGAUUUCAAGGACGUUUCUUACCCAACUCAUGUUUGUCGGCUAAACAAGGCUCUCUAUGGCCUUAAACAAGCUCUAAGAGCUUGGUUUGAGAAACUUAAGUGUUCUUUGCAUCACCGUGGCUUUAUCAACUCAGUAGCAGAUUCUUCUUUAUUCAUUUUAAAAAAUUCAAAGGUACAUGUCCUUUUUCUUAUGUAUGUUGAUGACAUAAUCAUUAGUGGUUCCAAUUUUAGUUUUAUUGAAAAGUUAAUCAAAGGAUCGAAUUCAGAAUUUUCUCUAAAAGAUCUUGGAGCUCUUCAUUAUUUCUUAGGAAUUGAAGUUCAUUGUUAUUCUACUGGUUUUAUCUUAUCUCAAGCUAAGUAUAUUCGAAAUUUGCUGACAGAGACAAGAAUGACUCAAGCCAAGAGUGUUCCAACUCCAAUGCGAAUAGGUAAUCAAUUGUCCGCUCAUGAAGGGGAUCUUUUAACUAAUCUAGAAGAAUAUCGAAGUAUUGUGGGAGCUCUUCAGUAUUUGACUAUAACACGGCCAGAAAUUACUUUCUCUGUGAACAAGCUUUGUCAAUUUGUUCAUUCUCCCAUAACUAGCCACUGGAAUGCAUGCAAAAGACUUCUUCGUUAUCUAAAUGGUACAAUACAUUAUGGAUUACAUUUCAAAGUUCCUGAUAUGAACAAGAUAGUUUUUCAUGCUUUUACUGACAGUGAUUGGGCAAGCUGUCCUGAUGACAGAAGAUCUUGCAGUGGCUAUUGUGUGUUCUUAGGCCCCAAUGUGAUUUCGUGGAGUGCAAGAAAACAACAUGUUGUUGCCAGAUCAAGCACAGAAGCUGAAUAUAGGGCUUUGGCUAAUGUUAAUGGAGCUAACCAAAGAGUUGCAACUGGAUUUGCCACCACCUACUGUGUGGUCAGAUAAUCUAGGAGCUAUUGCUCUUGCUUAUAAUCCAGUGUUUCAUUCUAGAACCAAACACAUUGAAAUUGACAUACACUACAUCCGUGAAAAGGUUUUACAAGGACUUCUUGAAAUACACUAUGUUCCUACUCUUGAACAAACCUAAAGCUCUUGGAACAACAAGGUUUCAAUUUCUUCAGUCUAAGCUGAAUAUUGUUUCUCUCUCUCAAUCUUAAUUUUGGUCUUCUGUUCCUUGCUGUUUUUCAAACAGAAGUCUUCAGUUUCUAGCAAUCUUCUGUUUGUAAGGGGUGUUAGAGUAUUGUCAUAUCCUCCACGUCAGCUUACGAGAGUCAAAGAGGCUUAAGAAAGCCACAUGUUUCUGUUUUGUUAUAGUAGUUGGAUUAGUCACGUGCUUGGUUUGUUACAACUGUAGCUUAAAGAGAAAGCAUGUGUGAGUUGUUAAGUGAUAUAAUUAUAUGUACUGUUCAUUCAGAAAAAGUUGAA
This is a messenger RNA of Ziziphus jujuba (common jujube), 1476 nucleotides long. RefSeq lists its product as uncharacterized. The transcript has 2 exons. The record is from RefSeq and is a predicted model, not a curated record. Bases 1 to 996 code for a protein of 331 amino acids. NCBI's taxonomy places the organism in Eukaryota, Viridiplantae, Streptophyta, Magnoliopsida, Rosales, Rhamnaceae.